AUGAGAUGUCCCGUGCCACCUGGCAUUCGGGCUCAUUCCACCCGAGGAGUGGCAGCCUCAGCCGCCAUCCUCAGGGGUGUGGGAGUGGAGGAGAUUUCCGCUCGUAAGAGUGCUCCAGCCACUGGUGGCGUGAAGAAACCCCAUCGUUACAGGCCCGGGACUGUGGCUCUGAGAGAGAUCCGUCGUUACCAGAAGUCCACCGAGCUGCUUAUUCGCAAGCUGUCUUUCCAGCGCCUGGUCAGGGAAAUCGCCCAGGACUUCAAGACUGACCUGCGUUUUCAGAGCUCCGCCGUGAUGGCUCUGCAGGAGGCUAGCGAGGCUUACCUGGUCGGUCUGUUUGAGGACACCAACCUGUGCGCCAUCCACGCCAAGAGGGUCACCAUCAUGCCCAAGGACAUCCAGCUGGCCCGCCGCAUCCGCGGAGAGCGCGCCUAGACGUUGCCCGGGAUCAUUUGACCUCGAA
This is a messenger RNA of Hypomesus transpacificus, 463 nucleotides long. RefSeq names its product histone H3.3-like. The transcript has 2 exons. The coding region runs from base 1 to 435 and encodes 144 amino acids. The record is from RefSeq and is a predicted model, not a curated record. Gene Ontology annotation, cellular component: nucleosome. NCBI's taxonomy places the organism in Eukaryota, Metazoa, Chordata, Actinopteri, Osmeriformes, Osmeridae. Gene Ontology annotation, molecular function: structural constituent of chromatin; DNA binding; protein heterodimerization activity.